GAAUAAACUAUUUUAAAACCAAAUUAGUUAUUUUAAAACUGUGAGAAAAAAAAAAUAGUUUCACAUCAAAAUUGCAAAGUAGGAAAUGACGAAGAAGAUUAAUGAAAUCCCACAUCUAGUAACUUUUAUUAGAUUGGUAGAAGAACGUCAUCGAGCAGACGACAAACAAAGUGACAGGCUUUAUGUCAACACAACGCAAGACUACUUAUCGAGUAGAUAUUGAAAGGUUGCCGUAAAUUUUCAUCGGCUUUUAACAUUGUAAAGUAGAAGCUGCUAUGCUUGCAGGUGAGAGAACUCCUUUAACCAUACCUAGGAUUUACAACACUGAGCCGAACUCUUCAAACGACAUCAUUCAGCAAUCAAAAGGCCUGUAAUUUGGAAACUUAGGUCACAUACCAUCUUCACAAUUUAUCGUCAGUUCAAGCGAUUAGAUACCAUGGCAGACCAUACAGAAGAUAAUGAUCCCUUUGAAGAAGAUAUUGUUUUUGAUCAGGCAGGUCUUUUGGGAGGAAAGAUGCCUAGAUCACGUCAGCAGUCAACAGUUGGUUUUCUGCCAACAUUUAUGUUGUUCAUCAGAACAGUGUUUCUGUGUAUAGCAUUUAUUGGACUGGGUCUCUGUGUUUCUGUCAGUGGAAGCCCACUGAUAAGAUUGGAAGUUGGGAUGGGAGUGGAAGUAGAUACUGCAUUUCAUAUUUUUACUGCGCGCUCAAUUGGUAUGCUGCUUGGAGGAAUGUUAGGAUCUCUCUUGUUCGACAUAUACAACCGUCAAUUUUUGAUGUUUGUGAGCCUUGUUUGGGUGGCAGUGUCAGUUACAGUGUUGCCUUUCACUGUACCAACAGCUCUUUGGUGGACAUUCACAACCACUGCUGCUUUAGGUGUCGGCCUUGGUUUUCUAUUCACAGGUGGAAAUGUUUUGUGCCUAGACCUUUGGGGACGACAAGGUGGUGCUUCUCUACAAUCUCUACACUUCAGUUUUGCUGUUGGAGCAUUCAUAGCACCAUUGGUCAUCCAUCCAUUCUUUGUUGGGAUGCAUCCUGCAGAAUUACACAACUUGACAGUAGUGCCAAAUGAUUUAACAUCCCAAGCAUCAGAAGCAGUACGGUAUGUACGAGAGGCUAAAGACUUUAAUAAUAAUGAAUCGUUAAACUUCAGCUCCCUUACUCCUGAGGAAAUUAAAGAGCUCACUUACCCUACUCAGCAUUCUUCUUUUGAGUCAUCAACAAAUGUGUCUUCAGUUACAGCCAUCACGCUUUUGAAUAGAAAUCAAAGUGAAGUUGUUUUACCAACAACUUCAUUACCCCCAUCAAACACAUCUCAUGCUGCAAAUGGUACUGAAAAACUCAGUGAAGUGAAAAAACCCUCAUAUACCAAUGGAAAUAACUUGAAGCCAGAUUUUGAAUCACGAUGGCAGAAAUCCCCCCAGAAAAAUACACAAAGUGAAGAGGGUAAGCAGCCUGAUAAGAGUGAAAGUACCACUGUCCAUUCUUUGAAUGGGGCUGAUAGUGGUAAUUUUUCUACAGCUUCUACUUAUACUAGUAAAGCUGCAGUUACUAAUGGAAUUACAGAAAUGUCAACGAGUCCGAGUCCUCCUUCCAUGAGUACUGCCAAAAUUUCACUUUCUACAAUUGACACACCGUCAUUAGAGGAGGUUAAAGCUCCUUCCGAAGUGCUUUUACCCUCUAAUAUUCAAAAAGAUAUACUAUCUUCUACUGGCAAACCAUCUCCAGUGAAUAUAACCACUCCAGCUUCCACUUUAAUACCAUCUACAUCCACAGCUACAACUGUUGCAACAACUGUGUUUGUAACCACUUCAUCGUCAACCACAACAACAUCUAAACCACCUAAGAUAAUUACGGGGCAGUCAUUUCCUGUAACUCCUGUUCCACAACUGAUAAUGCCUGAUCCCCAGGAUGAAUUGCAUGGAACAGAAAAAGAGUACUUUACUUCUAAUGAGGGAAAUUAUAAAACCCAAGCUGCAGUUAGCAUAAAUCCUGAGAAUUUAGGCUUGGAUAAUGAAUCUGAAGUAAGUUUUCACCAUGAAAUGUAUGUUGAUGAUAGUCCAGUUGAUGAUAAUAUUAGUAUACCAGAACCGGAGGUAUUAGAUCUCAAGGAACCUGUCAAGGAUGAAGCUUCACUUUCUAUGGAAGCUACCACAGUUUCAACAAAAAAUCCACUUGGACAGUCCAUAAUACAUUUUCUUAAACCAGGAACAUACAGUAAUGGUAGUGAUGAGAAUAACCAGUUUUUAGAUAAUAUGGCUCAACAUUUUAAAGAAUAUGGGGUAACUAAAGUCCAUUUAGCAUACAUAUGUAUUGGGAUAUUCAUCAUCCUUAAUGCUCUUAUAUCUGUAGUUAUCUUGUGCCAUAAUCCUAGAGAGCCAAGAUCAAAACAAGAGGAUGGAAAUAAUGAUGAAUAUCACAGAGGAAGAAUGAUAUUGUUUGUAGUCAUAUUUUCUGUAUUCAUGUUUAUGGCUGAAUCAUUGCAAGGAGCAGUUCAUCAUCUCUUAGCUUCAUCAACAACAAACACUGGACUGGAUGUCAUUAAGGAAUCUGGAUUAGAUGGCCAGGCUUUAUUUUGGGGUCUAGUAUGUCUGGUUCGCUUUUUGUGUAUUAUGUUAUCAGGUUGUUUGAGGCUAAAACCUGGAAAACUAUUAACUAUAGCAAUCAUUUUCUCUGUGAUUGGUUCCAUAUUCAUGACUAUAGGAUCUUUUGGUAAAGAGGAUUUCCUCUGGGGAGGGAUAAUUUUUAUGGCCUUAGGAUUAGCUCCAAUUUUACCAACUAGCUUACUUUGGAUGGCUCAGUAUAUGAGAGUUACUCAUCGCAUGUGUGCACUAAUGAUAAUUCUGGCCUCAUUUGGAAACUCCAUUACUCACCUUGCUUUAACUCAUGUCAUUGGGAGCUCUCAUCUUUAUGCAUAUAUUUUAAUUUUCAUCAGUGGUAACUCGUUAUUCUUUUUAUUUUUAUCAAUGUGUAUUUUAUAUACUGCACAACGUAGUAAGACUCUAGGUGUACCAAUUGGAUAUCAAUUAGCUAGUCAGCAUGAAGAGGAAGAUAGCAUAGAACUUACUCCAUCUGGGAGUGCAGUAUUUACACCAAGUGAUCCAAGAAUAAGAGAAAAUGGAGAAGCUGGUCAAUCACUUUUAAUUGAUUAGGAUAAGUGGAAAAAAUUUAAACUUAUUUGUACUGUAUAUCAUAUUUGAACACUAUGAAUUAAACUACAUGUACUCAGAUGUUUGCGCAAGUAUGUAUCUCUCUCUCUCUCUCUCUCUCUCUCUCUCUCUCUCUCUCUCUCUCUCUCUCUCUCUCUCUCUCUCUCUCAGGGCAAAAGUGUUUAUUACUUGGAAACCAGUUGCAGCUGGAGAAAACCCAUUACCUUAACGUUCUUAUUGGGAUCAUUCAGGUACAGUAUAGUCCCUUGUGAAGCUCAAUGACAGGAAGACUGUAUCUAGCAAAAGCUAGUUUUUAUUGUCUCUGACAGUUUACACUGUCUGGCAUUCUAGAGGGUACUGAAGGGUCUUUGUAAUGUCCGUUUGGCCCCCUCCUACAUUGCUGUUUGUCUCUGUUUUUGUCUAUUUCAUUUGGUCUUUUCAUAUUUAGCUGUCCAACUUCUUUAACUUUACCUUGCUCUUUUAUAAGAACAAAUCUGUUUGGUUAGACCUAUGAGAGUUUAGAAACGUGAUUAAAUGGGCUCAGUAAAGUAAUUUGUAACGCACGAAUAAUAUUAGUAGCUUUGGCUAUAUUGUAGCAAUAUGUAAUUAUUGUAAAUUACGUAAAACUGUAAAUAUAUUUUUGCACUCUGAAGCCAAGGAAGAGAGAGGUAGUUAGAAGAAUAGGGACAUAGGAAUAAAAACUUUGGAAAGAAGUCAAGAAGCAUUAAUGGAAAUUCUCAUUAAGUAUAGAUCUAAAAAGUUAUACAAGAAAACCAUUGUAGGGCAUUCAAAAGUCAGCAGAAGAGUGUGGUGUGACAUCUAGGAAGGACCAACUACAAAGAAAAACAGUGGAGAGAUAGAUAUGUAAAGAGGGGCAUAUAAUGAAAUAUGUAGUCUUCAAACCAUGGUUAGGCACAGCAGAAUCAGAUUGGUGAAAGGAAAUGUGUAGGUUAGCAAAGAGAAUAAAAAAGACUGAAAAACAUUAAAUGGGGAAGAAACUAUGUAACAGAUGGGAAUCGAGAAAGUAUAGCUGAAGAGAGAAAUAAUGCAGUUUUAGUGACACGACUUGUCAUAUGUACAGGACCAGAAAAUCAGUAAGAAUUGGAGAAUAUUUGUGAAGGUUAAGAGUUCCAUGGAGUAGUUGGGAAAUUGUAAAACCCAAGAUCCAGCAGGAAUAGUAAGUAGUUCGUUAAAAGCAUCAGACUAGUCAUUGGAGAGUUGGCAAGAAUAUAUUAAAAUCUUGUACAAGAAGAAAAGGGACUACAGAAGUAGGAAAUGAGUAUUAAUACUCUAAUAGUAUGCAAGUGAAAUUGGGAUGAGAUACAGUGUGAAAUGUGAGUAAGACUGCUGAAGUACAGUGAGAAAACAGAAGAAAGUUUUAGAGGAAAGAUUGAUAAAAUAGUGAUUGAACCAUGCCCUAAUUUCCAGAGUAAGGAUGAUGAUAGGCAAGUCAGAAGAAUUUUUGGUAAAUGGUAGUAUAUACAUGUUGAUACAUAAUUGGUGAUGUCUGCCAAGAGUAAAAAAUAUCUUUGUUUUGUAGUACAUACUUUUAGUGUUGGAGAAACCUGCAAAAGAUGGCAGAAAGGUAUCCAUUCAGCAAUGCUGUGCUACAAAUAAGAGCAGCAAGUUAAGUCCACAGAGUUAUUGCUGUUAAUAGUAUUGUUUUUUUUGUUCACAUAAUCCAAACAUUGAAAUGGAACAGGCUCAAUUGUAAUUAGUGGGUAGAACAAGCUUUCACAAAAAGUAAAUUAUGUCUUGGGGGCAGAAUGAGAUUGGCAAAUAACUUGAUAGACUUGGUAUUUUUAGAGUUCGGCCUCACAUCCAGAUGGUGACACCUCUUUUAAUGCUGACAGUAAUUGCAUUCCAUAUCUGGGUGGAUAGAAUAACCUCAGCAAAGGAAGCAUCUUGCACCGUCAUAUUUUAUGACCAGCACUCAUAGCACUUUUAUUGAAUGGAAUUAACAGUGGUUCCAGAGCAUUAUGUUGAACACCAGACAAUAAACAUACUUUAAGUAUUAACUCACAUUGGUGGAUGUUCAAAAAACUGAAUAUCAAAAGCAUGGUACACAUUGCUCAAGUUGCAAAACAUAUACGUACAUAAUGUAGAAAAGCACCAUGCCCAGUGGUGUCACUGGCAACUCUCAAUUUCAUUGGUUCAAAGAUUAAUCCCUGCUCAGGGUAAGAAAGAUUUUCACAGACACAUGACCUUAAUGCCCUUGUGAGUUAGUGGUGGGGGUUUGAGGUGUCCAUGGGUAUACCUGCUGAUUCAUCAGCAGCCAUUUCUCUUGCUCCCCCAGGUCUCCCAUGGUUAAAAGGGGGAUGGGCACUGAUCAUAUGUAACAGUGCAAUGAUGUGUCCCUUGUCUCUGCUACUCAUUAGUGAUCUUAACAUUUGUAUGAUUUAAAUUACCAAAUCAAAGAUUGCUGUAGAAUUUUAAUGUGUAUUAAUUUUGAAUGUAGCCAAUCAGAUUGAAAAGGGUAUA
Macrobrachium nipponense is the source of this 5629-nucleotide messenger RNA. RefSeq lists its product as uncharacterized. The transcript has 6 exons. The record is from RefSeq and is a predicted model, not a curated record. Lineage: Eukaryota; Metazoa; Arthropoda; Malacostraca; Decapoda; Palaemonidae. Bases 437 to 3151 code for a protein of 904 amino acids.